Molecule: messenger RNA, 7948 nt
Organism: Mugil cephalus (flathead mullet)
Lineage: Eukaryota; Metazoa; Chordata; Actinopteri; Mugiliformes; Mugilidae
Gene: atrx
Product: ATRX chromatin remodeler
Exons: 34
Coding region: 222-6422 (2066 amino acids)
Cellular component (GO): nucleus
Molecular function (GO): ATP hydrolysis activity; ATP-dependent chromatin remodeler activity; ATP binding
Source: RefSeq, a predicted model, not a curated record
CAGGAUUGAGGCUAGAUGCGCCAUUUUACUGCGUCCACAGCUAUCCGGCAAGAUGGUCCCCUUGCUUUGUCUACCCUGACUGGAGUUGUUUCAGUAUUCUGUGCUUAUUCCAGGCUCCGCACCCACGGAAACGUGCAUUUUGCAUUUGAGCGGGCCGCCUGCACCGAAACUAACCCUCGUCUUUGUCGGUGGAGAAAUGACGGCGGCGGAAAGCUGGUAAAAUGAGUCUGGCUUCUGAAUCACACCUAGACCAAAUGGCAGAAAAGGGGGAGGAGCCUGGUAGCUCAGGAGAAACUCUGAAGCACUCCUCUUCCCGCAGCAAAAGGAAGCCCUCCACUGUAUCUAAGCACACUGGACAGAGUGAAUCUGGCUCUUCAGCCGAAAGUGAAAAUGAAAGCGCCACUUCUGACAAUCCUUCCGACAACGUAUCUAAAGGUACUUUAGUGAUGAGACCGGCUGGGAAUGAAAAUAAAGGUGCCAUGAAACUCAGAGUGGAUUUCAAACAGAAAAAAACAGAUGAUACCCUGGAGAAGAAAGUCAGCUGCACUGCCUGUGGAAAACAAGUAAACCAGUUUCAGCGCAACUCUCUGUACGAGCAUCCUGCACUCAAAGUUCUUAUUUGCAAGUCAUGCUACAACUACUACAAAAGUGAUGACAUCUCCAGAGAUUCUGACGGCAUGGAUGAACAGUGCAGGUGGUGUGCUGAAGGUGGUAAGCUCAUCUGCUGCGACUACUGCAACAACGCCUUCUGCAAGAAGUGCAUUCUGCGCAACCUCGGCAGGAAGGAGCUGUCAGUCAUAACUGAUGAGAACUCAAAGUGGCACUGCUAUGUCUGCAGAUCAGAGCCCCUCCAGGACCUGGUCUCCAAAUGUCAGCGCAUCUUGGAGAAACAAGAACUGGUGAUACUGAAGCAGCGUAAAACCGAUAAAACAGAGGAACGCGAGAGCAAGAAGCACAAGAACAAAGCAGCCAAAGAGCACAAAGCGGUUGUCAAUGGAAAAGAACACACUGAAGGCUCGGGGACGAUGAGUUUCUCCUACAAAAAACUGCAGUUACCCAAAGAACUUAUAAAGAAAGCAAAAAAACUUGUUGAAACUACAGCUGGCUUAAACAACACAUUCAUCCAGUUCAUCCAACAGGCAGUGGAGGACCAGGGAGAUAAGUCUAUCAGGUAUCGGCAUUUGAAAGCCUUCAAAGCUGUUCUCGCUGAUUUGAAAAAGGCCCACAGUGCUUUGGAGGAGGCUUUGGAGCCCGAGUUCCGAAAUAUGGAGUUGCAGAACGGUAAUGAAGGACAGCACGUUGUAAAGAACAGCUCUGAUGCGGUAGCUCCUGCAGAAAGCGCAGCAUCUUCUGCAGAAAGCGAAGAGGCCCCUGAAGAAAGCGAAGAGGCUCUCCCAGAAAACGUAGUGGCUUCUGCAGAAAGCGAAGAGGCUCCUGCAGAAAACGUAGUGGCUCCAGCAGAAAGCGAAGAGGCUCCUGCAGGAAACGCAGCGGCUCCUGUAGAAAAGGGCCACGCGGAUAAUGUGGCGGAGUCGGUUAAAGAGUCGGAGACUACUCAAGAAGCGGACGUGGAAGAGCGUAAUGAGGAGGAUAUGGACACUGAUCAAGUGUUGAAUGACACUGAAAUGAAAGACAAUGAAACAGGAACUGACGUGCCCCUAAAGACGAUUAAAAGGGAAGCCUGUGAAGAGGGACUAAUGUCAGCUGGUGAAAUGUCCUUAGAUCGUGACAUCAUGUCCGUGCCUACUUCGGUUCCUGAGGAGCUUUUUCAGAUGGUGGAGAGUCUUUCAGAUUCCACCAUGCUCUCACAGACUGACGGUAAUGUGGCCGCACAUACUCCUGCAAAGUCAAAUGAAAACCCAACAGACUCUCAGAGCCCACAGCCCAAAGUGAAGAACCUCAUAGUCAAACUGACUCCCGUGCCAGUUGUGACAACGUGCGAGUCCAGGUCCUCCAGGUCCAAAAACAAGAUGAAAAAAGAAGAGACGCCGAAAAAGAGUAAAGAGGAGCUUGACGAGGACAAAAGUGCUGCUUCGGAUGCGGUAGACGGAACGGAGAGUCCACCACCCAGCCGUCGCUCGAGUAGAGUGAAAACCACUCCUUUGAGGAAGCAGGCUGAAAACACGGACAAGAACGCCUCCUCGGAGUCAGAGUCUGAGGACGAAAGUAAGGACAAGGAGAAAGCCAGCCGCGUCAAACAGACAACCGAGAAGCAGGUGGAGGAGAAGACACUAGACUCUGAUUCAGAUGAAGUUCCUCAUGCAUUGCUAGAGAAAGCUGCAGCAGGCCAAAGCACCGACGAGGAACAGGGCAGCAGCACUGCUACUGCUAAAAAUAGUUCGUCCAAGCUAAAUGCAUCUGAAAAGACUACAAAGAAAUUGUCCAAACGCAAAAGGAAGUCUGAGAGCUCUGAUUCAGACCAGACGAAUAAAGACAAGAAGAUGUCCAAGAAGAAGAAGCAGCAGCAGCAGCACCAGAAUGGCUCCUCAGACUCCGACUCUGACGAGGAGAAGGAGGUGAAGAGUAAAGCGGGCGCGGCGAAGAGGAGGUCUACCCGCGUGAAGAAACAAAAAGAAGACAAAGAGGAGGAUAAAAGCUCACCCGAAAAGAGGAAGAGGUCUUACGAAAAGAAGCGCAAGGGGAGGAGCUCCAAAGCAGCCUCCAAGCUGCAGUCUUCCUCAAGUGAUGAGGACGAGGAGGAGGAGGAGGAGGACCAGCAGGCUAAAGGUGACUCCGGAGAGGACAGCGAUGAGCAGAAGAUCAAACCCCUCGUGGAGGAUAACAUCCUAGGAGGCAGUGGGCCCUUCCACCAAUCUUCCGGGGAUGAAGUGGACACUAAAGACGAAAUCUCUCGUGUUGAGGACGACGACGACGAUCCUGAAAACAGGAUUGCUAAGAAAAUGCUUCUUGCCCAAAUAAAAUCCAACUAUUCUUCGGGAGAAGAGAGCUCCUCUGACAAUGAGGGAGAAGAUAAGGAAGAGAAACCCCCCAAGAAAAUUAAAAAAGGAAAAGAGGAAGAAGAGGGUGAGCAAGAAGACGACGACGAUGACACAGAAGACUCGGACGGUUCUGAUGUCGGUGUGAAGAAAGGUGGCAGACGCCACAAGUUGCUUCGUCACAAACUCUCGCUGAGUGAGGGUGAAUCAGGAGAGGAUAAAGCUUCCACAAAAGGGAACAAGAAGGGGGGCAAGAAAAAGUCAAGCCGGAAAGUGGGCAGCGACGACUCUGCAGACUCGGACUUUGAAAAGUCAGAGUCCAGUUCGGAGUCGGCGGUAAGCGAGGAGGUCAGUGAAUCCGAAAAAGACGACAAGCGCCGAAAGACCAGAUCCUCCAAGAAGAAGGAUGACGAGAAGCAGAGGAGUUAUAAGCAGAAAAAGAAGCGACGUAGGAUCAAAGUACAGGACUCCUCCUCCAGCAAUGAGAAGAGCGGAGAGGAAGGCGAUGACGACCAAGAUGGAGAGGGGCGCAAGGGCCGAAAAAAGAUCCGCAAAAUCCUCAAAGACGACAAGCUGCGGACGGAGACGAGAGACGCUCUGAAAGAGGAGGAGGAGAGGAGGAAGCGCAUAGCUGAGAGAGAGGCGCUCAGGGAGAAACUUCGCGAGGUGAAAGUGAUCGUGGUGGAGGAGUCUUCUGCGGUUGCCUGUCCCAUCACCACUAAACUGGUGCUGGAUGAGGACGAAGAGACCAAGGAGCCGCUGGUGCAGGUGCACAGGAACCUGGUCACAAAGCUGAAGCCUCACCAGGUUGAUGGGGUGCAGUUUAUGUGGGACUGCUGCUGUGAGUCUAUGAAAAAGAUUGAGAAGUCUUCAGGCUCUGGUUGCAUCCUUGCCCACUGUAUGGGCCUGGGAAAAACUCUGCAGGUGGUGGCAUUCCUUCACACGUUGCUUCUCUGUGACAAGCUCGACUUUGCUACAGCUCUGGUGGUUUGUCCCCUGAACACUGUCCUGAACUGGCUCAACGAGUUUGAGAAGUGGCAAGAAGGAAUGAAGGAUGACGAGAGUUUAGAGGUGACCGAGCUUGCCACAGUGAAGAGGCCACAGGAGCGGGCGUAUGUCCUGCAGCGAUGGCAGGAGUCGGGUGGUGUUAUGAUUAUUGGCUACGAGAUGUACCGAAAUCUGACACAGGGGAGGAACAUUAAGAGCAAGAAGCUUAAGGAGACCUUCCAGAAGACACUGGUUGAUCCAGGUCCAGACUUGGUGAUCUGCGAUGAAGGUCAUAUCCUGAAGAAUGAGGCGUCCGCGGUGUCCAAAGCGAUGAAUUCUAUCAGGACGAGGAGGAGGAUCGUGUUGACUGGAACGCCUCUGCAGAACAACCUCAUCGAAUACCACUGCAUGGUAAACUUCAUUAAGGAAAACCUGCUGGGUUCCGUGAAGGAGUUUAGGAACCGUUUCAUUAACCCCAUCCAGAACGGUCAGUGCGCCGACUCCACGCUUCACGACGUCAGGAUCAUGAAGAAGAGGGCUCACAUUCUCUAUGAGAUGCUGGCUGGUUGUGUUCAGAGAAAAGAUUACACAGCGCUCACCAAGUUCCUGCCUCCCAAACACGAGUAUGUGCUGUCGAUCAGAAUCACUCCUCUGCAGUGUAAACUUUACAGAUACUACCUGGAGCACUUCACAGGUGUGGGGAAUGCUACGGAGGGGGGCCGCGGCCGCUCGGGGACCAAACUCUUCCAGGAUUUCCAGAUGCUCAGCAGAAUCUGGACCCAUCCCUGGUGCCUUCAGCUGGACUACAUCAGUAAAGAAAACAGGGGUUUCUUCGACGAGGACAGUAUGGACGAAUUCAUCGCUUCAGAAACCGAAGAAUCCUCAAUGAGCCUGUCCUCUGAGGAUGAGAAAGCUAAAAAGAAAAAGAAGCAAGGAAAAGGAAAAAAGAAGAGAUCUGAUGACUCGGACAGCGAUGAUGUGGAGGUCAUCAAGGAGUGGAACACCAGCUCCCGUGGCAAGAACGGAGAGGGUCGACCCAGACCAGAGCCUGUAGAGGAGCCUCGGCCCUCUGGCUCGUCACCAGGAAGUCCCAGCGCCGACUGGCACAAGGAGUUUGUCACGGAGGCCGACGCUGAGAUCCUGGAGCAUUCGGGGAAGAUGGUUCUUCUCUUUGAGAUCCUGCGCAUGGCCGAGGAAGUGGAAGAGAAAGUGUUGGUGUUCAGUCAGUCUCUCAUCUCUCUGGACCUGAUUGAGGAUUUCCUAGAGUUGGCUUGCAGAGCUAAAGAUGACGAGAAAAUCUCUCCAUAUAAAGGUGAAGGCAAGUGGUUCAGGAACAUUGACUACUAUCGUCUGGACGGCUCCACCAACGCCACCACCAGGAAGAAGUGGGCCGAGGAGUUCAAUGACACUAGUAACACAAGAGGUCGUCUGUUUCUCAUUUCAACACGCGCCGGGUCACUUGGUAUCAACCUGGUGGCAGCCAACAGGGUGAUCAUCUUUGACGCCUCCUGGAACCCCUCCUACGACGUGCAGAGUAUCUUCAGGGUUUACCGCUUCGGCCAAAUCAGGACCGUCUACGUCUACAGGUUCCUUGCACAGGGUACAAUGGAGGAGAAGAUUUAUGAGCGACAGGUGACCAAGCAGUCUCUGUCAUUCCGCGUUGUGGACCAGCAGCAGAUCGAGAGGCACUUUACUAUGAAUGAGCUGGCCGAGCUCUACACCUUUGAGCCGGACAUGCUGGAUGAUCCCUCGGAGAAGAAAAGCAAGAAAGCCACGCCCAUGCUUCCUAAGGAUCCCGUCCUGGCUGAGAUGCUACAGAACAACAAGGACCAGAUCGUGUGCUACCACGAGCACGACUCUCUGCUGGACCACAAGGAGGAGGAGGCCUUGAGCGAAGAGGAUCGAAAGGCGGCUUGGGCCGAGUAUGAAGCGGAGAAGAAGGGUCUGUCCAUGAGGAACAACUACGGUCAGCCGUACGGUCAGGCGGACAUGGGCUCCUCCAGCUACUUCUCGUACAACGUGUCGGCUUUGGCCUCCAUGACCAACCAGCAGCUGGAGGAUCUCAUUAACCAGGGACGACAGAAAGUCAUCGAAGCAACAAAUGCUCUCAAAGCUAUACCGCGGGAGUCACUGGAAGAUGCCAUCGCCACAGUGUGGAAGGAGAACCCGGCGCUCACAGAGACUCAGGUCCAGUCUCUAGCUCUGCAGAGACAGGCCACCGUGGAGCUGGAGCUCAAACGCAGGGAGGCCAUCUACAGGGACGUCCUGACCAGGCAGCAGACGCUCAUGAUGUUCGUGCAGAAGCUGAUCACCAACAGGAAGGUGCAGGAGCAGCAGCUGGCCAUGGCCAACCAGGCCAGCUACCUGAACCAGCUGGCCAUGCAGAACGGCAUGAUGGGAGGAACUGGGCUCAGCCAGAUGGACCUGCUCGGGCUCUACCAGCAGCUCCACGGCCUCCAAGGCCUGAGCAAGAACCCCGGACCCUCCAAGGGCCUGUAGGUCCGGGAGGGCGGCUCUUUUCUCUCACACACUCCCCACUCGGCUCGCCAGCUCUUCCUAGCGGCCCGGUCCAAGCGAGGCCCAGUUCCCUGUAAUAACCGCCGUGAGACCCCUCAGAGCUAGAAACAAAACCACCAAGCAGAGGGUGGAGUAGUUUUGAGACUAGCCUGCUGUCCACUGGGGCCUCAAGUGGUCACGUGGGAUGGACUCUCAGUCCUUUAUUCUGUAAUUCACGGAGAAACGGUGGAACAUAAUGUAUAAAUGACCACGGAAAGGUGGAGUUUCAACAGAAAAAAAAAACAAAAUGUAUAUACAGCCUUAAUGUUAUUCAUGUUCUAUAUCUUCAUUUUUCAUGUAUUUAAAGAAACACGUUUUUUCCCCCAAUGCUCAGAAGCGUUGUAUUGUUCUCCCCUUAAAAAAAGGGUUUCCAUAUUAUUUAAACUCAGUUUUUUAUACUGUUUUAAAUACCUAACUAUAACCGAAUGGGACCAGUAUCCUUUCUGACAGACUUUACACUAAGAUGUAGAGCUCUGUGUGAUUAUUACACCCCAGUAGUUUCCUCCACCGCUAUAUAGCAAACCAGACAGUCCUGCUCUUUUCUUCUUCUUUUUUUUUUUUUUGGGAAGAUAAAAGAAACUAAUAAUUCAACGAAAAUUAAAAAAAAAAAAAAAAAAAAAAUGGCCUUAUUUUAAUUUCCUAAAAAAAUGAAACGUAAAAAGAUCUCUGUAAAGAUUUGAGAUUUGUCGAGAAUCUUUUCUAUUAUGCUUUUAAGUGUUUACAUUAGUUGUCGCUGAACAUGGUAAUGGAAUGCUUGUGUUGUUCAAACUGCCUGCCAGUUCAUUUGACCGUUUUGUAACAUCAUCCUCAUCGUCACGUGUUGUCUAGCAUAGCACCGUGCGUCCUGUUCACUGUUUAUGUUCAUCUUGUGUUCGAAACCCCCCCCCCCCCCGAGCCCCCGAGCCUGGGCGAGUGACUGGGUCUCACAAAGCACAGCCGCUUCAGCCAGGUGUCGCAGGGCCCAGAACUUUUACGCUUCACCUGCUUUUCAAAUUUAGAAACGUUUGUUUGGAGACGAGAGCGGGCGGACGGAGGGGAGAGAGCGGAGAGCGCGUUAUAUCCGGCUGACUUGUGUCCUCUGCUUUGUGAGAGGUGCUCCUGGACACUGUAGUCUCACCAGGCAGGCCCCCCCCCCCCAGACUACUUGUAUUCUACUUUGGCACAUUCUCGCUUCUAAACGCUUAACCUGGUGUAGCUGUUAAACAUGAGGAUUAUGAACAUUUCUUAUAAAGAGGCGCCUGUCGUCUCUGGUUGACUCCUGUGUUUGCACAAGGUGUGUUUCAUAAAUGUAGAGAGAAGGUUUUUUUUUUGUUUUUUUUUAUGUUUUUUUUUUUUUUUUUCUUUGCCCUCCUCUAAGAAUGUUCUCAUGUUAGCAAAUACACCAACAUGUUCUGCCAGGAAUUUGAUCUGCUAUUACCUUGGUAUGUAUUUAAUAUAACAUUUAAUAAAGUGACCAAAAGGAUGAGUAA